AUGGCAACGGCCGAGAUCAUCCACGAGCCGCAUGGCGGGCAGGUGCAUCGCCGAAGGCCCUUUGCCACCUGGGUGAGGCGGCUCACCAACUUCAAGUCCUCGUCGGACGGCGAGCGCUCCAAGGGACACGUCAAGAUCAAGAGGGGCAAGCUCCUCAACAACCCGUACCCUCAGUCGACGCAAUUGUCCAACAACCCGGGCAGCGUCCAUGGCCAGGCCGGCACCGACGAGCGCAGCCGCGACGCCCUGAGCUCCUACUCGUUCGUCACCGCCCAGACGGGAAGCGUCAUCUCCUCGGACCACCCGACCCGCCCCUCGGCCGACGGCCACGCGCCCCCCACGACGGGCGGGAGGAGCAUGGCCGGCACCGUCUCGACCGAGUACGAGGGACAACGCUCCCUCACCUCGCCGAGCCACGGGGAGAGCUCGCUCGCGGGCACGAGCCGCACCGUCGGCGGAGGCGUCGACUCGCGCCGAGGCGGCGACAGCACCUUUUCCAGCCCGGCCCCCUCGGUGCGCUCCCUCACCACGACGCUGACGACGAUCCAGUCCCUGGCCCCCAACAGCCACAUGUCGGCGCCGUUCCCGCAGAGCAACAGCACGUCGAUCCAGUUCAGCCAGCCCUUCCCGCCGACGUCGCCCGUCUCGGCCAUCCCGACGCACCUGACGCCCGCCAACGCGCCGGCCGGCCAUCCGACCACCUACACGGCGGCGACGGCCAACGGUCUCCUGACGGACAACGCCUCCAUCCUGACGCUCGCCUCGUCGAGCAAGCGCCACCGCCGUCGAUCCUUGGACACGGACGCCUCGGUCCGCGCCCUCGCGCCCUCCUCCGUCUGGGGCGGCAGCCGCGAGAGCCUGCCCCUCAGCGUCCUCAGCGCGACGGUGGAGGGGUCCGGGAACGCGACCACGCAGGGCCUCCACGCGAGCAGCUCGCGCAUCGGCGCCGAGCGCAACAGCAUCUACUCGGCCACGGGCGUCGUGCCGACGCUGCAGAGCGAGCGCAACAGCCUCUACGCGAAGCAGGGCGACGGCGCGAGCGUCCGGAGCGGCCUGCCGGGCCACGGGCGGCCCGACAGCAUCAGCGGCAUCAACUGCCUCGCCCCGAGUCCCCUCACGAACGCCCGCGAAACGCCAGGCGUGAAGCAGGCCGACGAAAAGGACGGAGAGGCGCCGGCGGCGGGUGCGGGGGUCCCGGCGGCGACAAAGGAGGACUGA
Molecule: messenger RNA, 1218 nt
Organism: Drechmeria coniospora
Lineage: Eukaryota; Fungi; Ascomycota; Sordariomycetes; Hypocreales; Ophiocordycipitaceae
Exons: 2
Coding region: 1-1218 (405 amino acids)
Source: RefSeq, a predicted model, not a curated record